CUUUAUUUCAUCUCUCUUCCUCUUUUCCGCGUAGGUUUCUGGCGAUUCGAGAACUUCCCCUCUCUACACAAUCCAAAAGCUUUUGCCUUUAGCUACUCUUCAUCCUUAUAAGUCUCCUCCUGAAGAUUUUAGUUAAAGUUUGAUCCUUUACUCUGUUCAAUGACGUUGCUCGAAGCUAUCUCUAAAGCCGUAGCGAGUCAGGACCGAGUCCAAUCUGACUACCCUUUCCCUCUUAGCCAAGACGGUGUCUUUGCUAACGUGAAACCCAAGGUAGAAAGCACUAAUCUUGGUACUCUUAUCAACCCACUAACUGGUUGGGAAAUCUCUGGAAGCGAUGCUGAGUUGAUUGAAUUGGGUAAGAAGUUUUCGUCUAAGCUGAAAACUAAGCUCAAGGAUACGAAGAGGUUUGAUAAAGGUGAGUUUGUGAGUAUGUUGAAGCAGUUUCUGGAGAAGAUUGGUGAGAAAGUUGGGGUUGUGAACAAGGAGAUGAAGGAUUUGGUGGAGAAUACUGAGGUUUUGAUGGGUAAAGAUGUGGCUGGGUUGGUUUGGGGGGAUAAAGCUUGUUCUGAGAUAAAGAAGAUGGUGGAGAAGACUGGGGGUUUUAUGGGUAGAGAUGUGUCUGGUUUGGUUUUGAAGGGUUGUGUUCGUUUAGAGAUGUGGGAGUUAGUUGAGACUUUGGUUUCAAACUCAUUGGUUGAUCAUUCUUUGAACUCUUACUUGGUUAGCAGUCUUGUUGAGAAGCAACGGUCUGAUUUGCUUUGUGUUGUGAUCAAACGAGCUUCAGAUCUUGGAGCGAGUGAGCUGCUUUCGAUCUUGAAGUAUUUUCUUUGCCCUUCUAAGGAAGCGGUUAGCACUAUGGUUAAGGUGAGAGAGGAAUGGGAUAGUCAAGCUUUGUUGGCUAUUGAGAAAGUGAGCAACGCAGAGGUGUCAUCAAAGAAGGCUAAAGUUGCUGAAGAGGCUUCGAUCUUGCUGAUGGUUGCUCACGACGGGUUUUUGCCUUCUGAGCUUUGUCUUCACUACUUGUUAGCUUCGUCUGAUGUUGAUGAAGUCAUGUUUGCGUCUGCGGUCAGUAAGUUGAAUGGUAAUGAGAUGAGAAGCUUCAUUAGGUACUUAUCUAAAUGGAUGAAGAAGUAUGAGAGGUUCCCUCAAGCUGGUCCAUGCCCUAAAGCCGCCUCCAUGCUCGGUUUGAAGCUGUGCGACUGGGUUCCUAAGCUUGAGGAUGUGACCAAAUGUUUGGGGAUUAUUAUCGAUGAGAACUUCUCUACUCUGGCCCUGCACUCGGAUUUGCAUGAAGAGAUGAAGGCUAUUGAAAGAGUAGCAGAUGGUUUAGCUUCGGAGUCAAAACUUUGCUGCUUUGUGGCUAAUGUUGCUGAGAGAUUGAAACUUGGAGCUGCUAAAAACUAGAUGUUGGAUAGUUCUUGGAGUUUCUCAGACUAAAUGGCUGUUUGCUGCAACCUUACUUCACUUUUUUUUUUUAUAAUGUUCUGCAGUGUCUUUUGUAUUUUCUAGUUUCAGUUAAAAACAAUUUUUAUAAGAUAUAAUUUUGGUCGUUAUCGUUGAGAAUAUCUUUGUUCAUAAACUUAAACUAUUUGGGAUUCACAUAAGAUGUGAAGAAGGAAU
Molecule: messenger RNA, 1620 nt
Organism: Eruca vesicaria subsp. sativa (arugula)
Lineage: Eukaryota; Viridiplantae; Streptophyta; Magnoliopsida; Brassicales; Brassicaceae
Source: the annotation of a GenBank genome assembly